AUGUUCUCCCGGCUGGCAAUCACCCUCGCCAAGCCGGCGGCUAAGCCCGCCGCGCUGAGCGCCCCUUCCGCCUUCGGCAUCCGAUUCCUGUCCCAGCAGGCCGCCCCUGUUGGAAGCACCGGCAGGAAGAUCGGCUUCAAGGGUGUGCGAGCCACGGCCCCCGUGGCCUCUGCUCCUGCCACCCUCACCAUCCGAGAUGGCCCCGUCUUCAAGGGCAAGGCCUUCGGCGCCGACUCCAACAUCUCGGGCGAGGCUGUCUUCACCACCUCGCUAGUCGGAUACCCCGAGUCCAUGACCGACCCCUCGUACCGAGGCCAGAUCCUCGUCUUUACCCAGCCGCUGAUCGGCAACUACGGCGUUCCCUCGAACGAGCGAGACGACUUCAACCUCCUCAAGUACUUUGAGUCCCCCCACAUCCAGUGCGCCGGCAUUGUCGUCUCCGACGUGGCCCUGGACUACAGCCACUGGACCGCCGUUGAGAGCCUGGGCAACUGGUGCGCCCGAGAGGGCGUCCCUGCCAUUUCCGGCGUUGACACCCGCGCCAUCGUCACCUACCUCCGAGAGCAGGGUUCGUCCCUUGCUAGGAUUUCCAUUGGUGAGGACUACGACGCCGACGAGGAUGAGAGCUUCCUCGACCCCGGCCAGAUCAACCUUGUCAAGCGCGUCAGCACCAAGGCUCCCUUCGUUGUCGAGUCUCCCGGUGCUGCUUUCCACAUUGCGCUCCUCGACUGCGGUGUCAAGGAGAACAUUCUGCGUAGCCUCGUUAGCCGUGGCGCCUCGGUCACUGUGUUCCCUUACAACUACCCGAUCCACAAGGUCUCCCAGCACUUUGACGGUGUUUUCAUCUCCAACGGCCCCGGUGACCCGACUCACUGCCAGGAGACUGUCUUCAACCUUGCUCGCCUCAUGGAGACUUCGUCUAUCCCCAUCAUGGGCAUCUGCCUCGGUCACCAGCUCCUGGCUCUGGCCGUCGGCGCUCGCACCAUCAAGCUCAAGUACGGCAACCGGGCUCACAACAUCCCGGCCCUCGACUUGACCACCGGUCAAUGCCACAUCACCAGCCAGAACCACGGCUACGCCGUUGAUGCUAGCACCCUGCCCAGCGACUUCAAGGAGUACUUUGUCAACCUCAAUGAUGGUAGCAACGAGGGCAUGAUGCACAAGACCCGACCCAUCUUCUCGACCCAGUUCCACCCUGAGGCCAAGGGUGGCCCUAUGGACAGCGCGUACCUGUUCGACAAGUACCUGCAGAACGUCCAGCUCGCCAAGGAUGCCCAGAAGAUCUACAAGGACAACCGCCCUAGCCAGUUUGUCCUGGACAUUCUGAGCAAGGAGCGUGUCGGUGUUGAGCCCACGCCCCUCGCCAGCGCUGCGUGA
Messenger RNA from Purpureocillium lilacinum, 1377 nucleotides. Its product is annotated as multifunctional pyrimidine synthesis protein CAD. Gene Ontology annotation, biological process: 'de novo' pyrimidine nucleobase biosynthetic process; L-arginine biosynthetic process; L-glutamine metabolic process. Lineage: Eukaryota; Fungi; Ascomycota; Sordariomycetes; Hypocreales; Ophiocordycipitaceae. Gene Ontology annotation, molecular function: carbamoyl-phosphate synthase (glutamine-hydrolyzing) activity. The record is from RefSeq and is a predicted model, not a curated record. Gene Ontology annotation, cellular component: carbamoyl-phosphate synthase complex; cytoplasm.